AUGAUCGAUCCAGAACGACUCUAUGUUGAUCUUAUCUUCUGCGCCAGCAAAAAGUAUGCCAAUUGGGAUCCUGAAGUCCCCGUUGAAGUCGGCGACUAUGGCUUCAUCACCGCCGGACCCAAAUAUUGUUGGCGGCGCAAGCAGGGCACGUUUUUGAAAGAGGGGAACAUAUACACUGACGGCCAGGCCGAGAAGUGGAAGAUUCCAGAUCCCAAGGAACAUGGCACUGACUCGUCGAACGAGGGGCAAACCUGGAUCAGUUCGGAUAAUGCCCGUGACCUCGAAGGUGACGCCGGGGUAGGAGGGCAAACCCCCGCGCUGCUGCAAUGCAAGGUCAAAUGCACUUUCAAAGUCACAUCAGGCCAAGGUGCGAUCCUGGUUAUGGAUAAUGAGUCAGUCUCGACCAUCAAUCCCCCCGGCGUUCUCCGUCGUCUCCUUAAAGACGAGUCGAUGAAAGGCCGUGUCAUCGUCUCAGAGGCCCACAAGUCUUCCUCCUUCGCCCGCCUCCUCACAGCCAAAGGGACCUCAAACAUUGCUAUCGGAUUUAGCGUCGAGCCUCCUGUUUCUGGCGUCGUCUCAGGCAGCGCUAAUGGCAAAUGGGUUCGCAGUUCGAGCGCAGGAAAUUUCAAAACCAAGAUCAAUAAGGAUGGCAAACGCGUUUUUACCCCGUUGUUCAGGCUGGCGUCUUUACGUGAGAGUGACGUUGGGAAAGGGAUGAUGCCAAAGUAUGAAACUCAGGCUGAGUUGCGUUGUGCUGAAAUUUCCGAGUCGGUGAUGUGUUACCAUUCAUUGGAUGUGCCUUGCUCCGAUAACGAGGAGCUGGAGGAAGAAAUCCCAGAUGUACAAGAGGUGGAAGAAAUCCCCCAUGCACAAGAGGUGGAUGACCCCACGGAGAAUAAGAAUUCGAGCUGUGAUGACGAAGACGGCCCGCCAUUACCUGAUGCUUUGCCGCCCUGGUUCAAUGAAGAGGAGCCAAAGGAAGAUGAAGGAAGGUCGAGCAUGCGCAUCAGGAAAACUCUUCGCAUGUGGAAGACCUAUGGGAAUUCUUUCAUUGUGACGGCAGGCUCCUAA
Laccaria bicolor S238N-H82 is the source of this 1071-nucleotide messenger RNA. RefSeq lists its product as uncharacterized. The record is from RefSeq and is a predicted model, not a curated record. The transcript has 4 exons. Bases 1 to 1071 code for a protein of 356 amino acids. NCBI's taxonomy places the organism in Eukaryota, Fungi, Basidiomycota, Agaricomycetes, Agaricales, Hydnangiaceae.